GAGUCUUCGGAAGAAAACCACUCUCCACUCAUGGUGAGCAGCUACACCUCUCUCCGUGGCGGGACCGCUAUCCCCACACGUACGGCGGCGCCGCGCGCCUCGAAUCGCACCGCCACACCCACAAGCGCCACACCUCAGCGAAACAGCACACCCAGUGCUCCGAAUACGGGGGCUAUGCGUGGCACGACGGCCACCACCUCCGCAGCGGGAAAAUCAAAGUCGACGGCCCCCCUGCGCGGGGAGUGGACGGCGCAGGCGGUGGCGCCGGAGAUGCGCGGACACCGGGCCGCUGCGUGGAUCGCCAUCUGGGACAAAGGCUCCGUCGCGCGGCGGGUGAGCCUGCUCGAGAGCCUGAAAGCGCUUCACGCCGACAGCAACAGCAACGCCCUCGAGGACGACCUCGGUGACGCGGCGCCGCUGUUCUUUGCCCGCCUCACCUCGUGGUGGAAGCUGCGCUACGGUACGUGGGCGACCGAUGCGUGCAACGCGGCGAGGGCCGUCGCAACAGCCACUACAAAAAGAAAUACAACGGAGCAGAACGGAUCGGCGGUGGACGCGCCAAUCAUCGAGACCAAGGGUCUAGCGGCUGCCGAUGCUGCGGCUGUCACCUCGGAAGCGGUGGCGUCGCCUCUUCCUCCGCCUCUUCCACCGACAUCGUCGUCGUCGGAGCUGUUAGCGCAGGUGGAGGCCAUCACCGUCUUUGUGCGCGGCUCUCGCUAUCUGCUGCAGCUGGUGGAGGGCGGCGGGGCAGAGGCCCUCUGCGACUGCCUCGACGUCACGUCAUCCAUUCCUCUCCCUCCCACUCCUCCCCCCUCCUCCUCCGCGGACGAGGGAGAUCAGAGAGGGAACUACGCCCGAGAGCGGCGCGCCAUCACGCUCUUGCUGCUCCACAUCGCCAACUCCGGCCGGGUCUACCGCGAAAUGGUCGGUGAGGCGGACAACCUGCUGCGCGUAUUGCACGCGUUGUUGCGCGAGACGGACGCCGCCGUGGCGAACCUCAUUACGGAGCUGCUCGCGGUGCUGGGCAAAGGGCACCCUCGAUUGUCUGCCGCGGUGCAAACCGGCCUCGUGCGCGUUCUCGCGUCUGCCCUACCGCCAAGUGAGGAGAACGAGGACGCGACGAGAGCAGCAGGGCUGCCGGCGCCACUGUUGCAGCCCGACCCCGCCGUCUUCUCUCCCCCUUCCGCGGACGGCACUUCGACGGUGGUGGUGCUGAGCACCGCGCGCGCCAUUCGUGCGCUUCAGUUGCAGGCGGAGCAGCAGCACUACAGCCAGUUUCCUUCUGCGGCAACCAACGCUGCGGAGUCGAUGCGGACGACUACCACCGCCUCUUCAGCAGGCAAGAUCGACUACGUGCCCAUCAUUGGUCUGGACACCACCGUUACGGCGAAGAGCUUCGCUGCGGUGGGGAGUACUACCGUGUUGGAGGCGACGCUGGGUCACCCGCAGGAUCCACUGCUACGUCCUUUCACCCUUGUCGGGUACUUGGAUACGCUCUUCCGGCUUGCGCUCGAUGAGCAACACACCGCCUACCGGGUGGAGGGCAACGAGCUGCUGAACCUGGCCGCCAAGAACAUCCAACUCACGCCGAAGAUCCUCACGCGGUGCCUGGACGUGGUGGAUGAUGACGUGUACGUCUUGGAUGGCGGAGGCGAAGGCGAAGCGGAGGGGGAGAGGGGCGGGGCAGAGGUCGGCAUCGCCCAGUCCCGACUGCGACGGCAGCGCCGCCAACUCUCCUGCGGACGUGCCGCAGUGCUGAUUUUCAUCUCGCAGCCCAUGACGAGUGAGCGGCGGGAUCUUCUCCUGCACCUUGUCGCGCAGCGCGGCGGCCACCUCACGCUGCUGAAGUAUCUGCGCCUCACCCAGCACGGGGAUACAGCGGCGGUGGUAGACUGCUGCCACGCCCUGCAGUUUAUCGCGCGUGCGUCGAUGGAGCUGCAGCGACGCCGGCUAGGACAGCAACAGCAGCCCCAACAGUCGCCGCAGCUGAAGCAAUCGGUGUCGGGGACGUUCAAUUCAACGGGGCGAUCGAAGACGUCGGAGACGGUGCUGCUGCGCGUGACGGAGGGCAUUCAGUCUGCGUUGGGCGAGGCCGUUCUUUUGCUGCUGCUGUUCCAGGAGCUGUCGGAGGAGGACUGCAUGACGGUACUGCGAUCGGCGCGUGCGGCUGACGUGGUGCGUGCGGAGUGA
Leptomonas pyrrhocoris is the source of this 2190-nucleotide messenger RNA. RefSeq lists its product as hypothetical. The transcript has a single exon. The record is from RefSeq and is a predicted model, not a curated record. Bases 175 to 2190 code for a protein of 671 amino acids. NCBI's taxonomy places the organism in Eukaryota, Euglenozoa, Kinetoplastea, Trypanosomatida, Trypanosomatidae.